AUGCCUGAAAUGCAGACAAAAUGGGGCCCAGCUUGGACAAGAAGGGUCGUGCUGUUCGCGAUCUUCUGGGUCUCUGCAUACCUGCCUGUCCGUGGUGUCUCCCUACCCCAGCGCCUCCCAAGGGCCACAGCAGGAAAUAGCACUCAAUGUGUUGCCUCUCCAGCCUCAGAGUUUCCCGAAGGGUUCUUCACGAAGCAGGAGAGCACAGACGGAGGCAUAGUAAUCUACUUCCUCAUUAUCCUCUACAUGUUCAUGGCAGUGUCUAUCGUCUGUGACAAGUACUUCUUGCCCUCCCUGGAAAUCAUCAGUGACUCCCUUGGAUUGUCACAGGAUGUUGCAGGUGCAACUUUCAUGGCAGCAGGUAGCUCCGCCCCUGAACUAGUUACCGCCUUCUUGGGUGUAUUUCUCACAAAGGGAGAUAUUGGUAUCAGCACCAUUCUAGGAUCUGCCAUUUACAAUCUUCUUGGCAUCUGUGCUGCAUGUGGCUUGUUAUCAAACAUGGUUUCAACACUCUCAUGCUGGCCCCUGUUCCGAGACUGUGCAGUGUACACAGUUAGUGUAGGAGCGGUUUUUGGCAUAAUAUUUGACAACCAAGUUUACUGGUAUGAAGGUACACUGCUGCUGCUCAUUUACGGGCUGUAUGUUUUACUGCUGUGUUUUGACACUAAGAUCAGCCAAUAUGUCAUGGAGAAAUGCAGCCCCUGCUGCCCCUGCCUUGCCAGAGUUAUGGAAAGAGGUGAACAGCAGACACUGCUGGGAUGGGAAGAUGAGAGCCAGCUCUUCACUCGCCGCCAAUCAAGGACAGACAGUGGAAUAUUUCAGGAAGACUCUGGUCACUCCCAACUUUCUCUAGGUUUACACGGUCUUAGUCAUAUUUCUGAAGAUCCACCAAGUAUUUUCAGCAUGCCUGAAGCAGACUUAAAAAGAAUUUUUUGGGUACUCUCUCUUCCUAUUAUUACAUUACUUUUUCUGACAACACCAGAUUGCAGAAGAAAGUUUUGGAAAAAAUACUUCGUGAUAACCUUUUUCAUGUCUGCACUAUGGAUAUCUGCAUUCACUUACAUCCUGGUUUGGAUGGUCACAGUAACAGGGGAACUACUAGGGAUCCCAGACACGGUAAUGGGCCUUACUUUAUUGGCAGCAGGUACAAGCAUACCAGACACAGUCGCCAGCGUGUUAGUUGCCAGAAAAGGUAAAGGAGACAUGGCUAUAUCUAACAUCGUGGGAUCCAAUGUGUUUGAUAUGCUAUGCCUAGGUCUUCCCUGGUUUAUUAAGACUGCAUUUACCAAUGCAUCUGCUCCUGUGGAAGUGAAUAGCAAGGGCCUCACUUACAUAACCAUCUCUCUCAACACUUCGAUUAUUUUUUUGUUCUUAGCAGUUCAUUUUAAUGGCUGGAAACUAGACCGAAAGUUGGGGGUGGUCUGCCUAGUGUUAUACUUAGGACUUGCUACCUUAUCAGUUCUAUAUGAACUUGGAAUUAUUGGAAGUAACCGAAUAAGGGGCUGUGGAGUUUGAUACUUUUAAUAGUGUUAUGUGGGAAAGGUGGAAAUGGUAGAGGGACAAAAAAGGAAAAACAAAACAAACAAAAAAGAAAAACCAGGUCUUCAUUUAGGUCAAAUAAGAAACAUCUUCAACUUUAGAAUGUAAUACUUAAUUACUAUUCUUUAUAAGCAGAGAAAAGUAAUUUAAACCAAACCAAAAUCAUAUCCUAAUUUGUCUGAGCCCUUUCUUUUCAUUAACAAUUAGAUACAAAGCAGAGAUUUUUUUUGGGGGGGUGGGGGGACGUCAACUUACAGUAAGAUUGGGGAAAUUAAAACAAACCCUACUACUGGAAACAACAAAAUGCCUGCUUAUUUCAUUAAAAAUGGUGUGUCCAUCCACUGAAACUCAAUGACCAGACUUGCCAACUUUAGAAACGCAAACUUGAGAUAACGAAAAUCACAGUAUAUUUUUCAACAUUAUACUGUUAAA
This is a messenger RNA of Onychomys torridus (southern grasshopper mouse), 1971 nucleotides long. RefSeq names its product solute carrier family 24 member 5 (gene Slc24a5). Gene Ontology annotation, cellular component: membrane. Gene Ontology annotation, biological process: calcium ion transmembrane transport; intracellular calcium ion homeostasis; melanocyte differentiation. Lineage: Eukaryota; Metazoa; Chordata; Mammalia; Rodentia; Cricetidae. Gene Ontology annotation, molecular function: calcium channel activity; calcium, potassium:sodium antiporter activity. The record is from RefSeq and is a predicted model, not a curated record. The transcript is spliced from 9 exons. Bases 1 to 1515 code for a protein of 504 amino acids.